Salpingoeca rosetta is the source of this 1313-nucleotide messenger RNA. RefSeq names its product hypertrophic agonist responsive protein. Lineage: Eukaryota; Choanoflagellata; Craspedida; Salpingoecidae. Bases 303 to 1091 code for a protein of 262 amino acids. The transcript is spliced from 7 exons. The record is from RefSeq and is a predicted model, not a curated record.
UGUCAUUGGAAACGUCUCAUCUCGGUACAUGGCAUCAUACACGCGCCCUUCCUUCUUCUGCUUCCCCUCCUCUUUCUCCUUCUCCUUCUUCUUCCUCCUUCCCUGUCCUCUACCUCCCCCUUGUUGCUGCCUCCCCUCUUUCCCCUGAUGCCCGGCGCCCUCCCCCUUUGCCUUCUUGGCUCGCGGCCCACUGCGCUCCAUCGUGCCACACACCCACGCACACCACACACACACACGCCACACACACCACAGCAGCGUCAGCGCAACACAAACAAAACAACGGAAAGCGGACAACAGCAGAGAUGGAACAGCCGCCACUGAGGGACACGGCUGUGCUGUUUGGGGACUCUAUCACCCAAUACAGCUUCGCGCCGCAGGGAUGGGGUGCAGGGAUCGCACACGCGUUUCAGCGCAAAGUGGACGUGGUGAACCGUGGGUUCAGCGGAUACACAACUAGGAGUGCACGGGCCAUGCUAAAGCACAUCUUUCCGGAGCAGGGCGAGGCUGAUCCCCAUCUCUUUGUCACCGUCUUCUUCGGCGCCAACGAUGCUGCACAGGAGUGCGAUCAACACGUGCCAAUCGAAGAGUAUGAAGAGAACCUGGACGCCAUCCUUUCCACCAUCAAGAGGCGCGCAAAGCACGUGGUGAUGAUUGCACCCCCACCUGUCGAUCACGUGCGAUGGCCAACGCGGCACAACACACACGUGCAGCGGUAUGCUGCCGUUGCUUCAAGAGCCGCAGAGCGCCACGAUGUGCCCUGCGUGAAUUUGUACAAGGAGUGGUUCAAGGCUGACUGGAUGGCCAUGCUCAACGACGGUCUCCACUUCAGCGACGCGGGGAACCAAGCGCUGCUGCAGCUGCUGCUCGAGAGGCUUCCCAUCCAGCCCGACGACCUUCCAUUCGACUUUCCCCUCUGGCGUGACGUGCUCCUUCCGGAUCCCUCCAUUGCGUUUCGACGGGCGUUUGUCAAGUCGCUCCCAUAUGCGUGCAGACACCGCUGCGAAGACGACUGCACGUGCUGUGAUGGAGACAGCAACAGCAACGGCAACGGCAACGGCAACGGCAACGGCAACAGCAAGGCUGCCUCGUAAUGCAUCGAAUGUGUGUGUCUGUGUGUCUGUGUGUGUGUCUGUGUGUGUCUGUGUGUGUGUGUCUGUCUGUCUGCACCCGCUUGCUCGCAAUGGUUGUGAUCAAAGAGACGCGCACGCUGCAAAGCGAGGUACUUAACAAGCACCUCUCCAUCUUCCGCCACCACAAGAGCUCGCACCCGAACACAACACACCACCACCCCCCAUCGCAAAACAUGACCAACG